GCAAACUCUUUUCUCUCUCUUUCUCGAGCCCCUACCUUCUUUCCCAACCCAACCUAGGGACUAUGCUCUCUCUCUCUCUCUCUCUCUCCAGAUUCUCUGCUAAAUUUUUAUCAUUAAUUACUACUAAUUAAAACUUAUAAAAUCUAUGUUUUUCUUUUUGUUUUUGGUUCUUGUUUCCGUCGAGCUAAAUUUCUUGUGUAUACAACAAUACAACCAUUACACAUGCAGAGUCCUUCGUGGUCAAAUGGGAUGCUCCAAAACCUUUUCAAGAAUAAUCUUUGCAGAGAGAAAUAAAAAAGGAAGCAACUUUUUUUGUAAAAGAUGAGAUGGGUUCCUCUAGAUAUCCUCCAAAAGCUUCGUUUUCCUUCCCUCAUGCUCUUCAAAUCUAACCUUAUUCCUAGUUUUUGUCACAGCUUCUCCUCCUUUUUACCAGUUAUCACAAAAGAAUACGCAGAUUCCUCCAAAAAUCUACCUUUCUCUCACUUUUACCACGUCCCUGUUUUCUGAAAAAAAGACUCAACUUGGAUACAGUCAAAGAUAGAGAACAAAGGAAGAUAGUUUACGGCUUUAGGAGGAAGGAAGAGAUGGGAUGUGCAGCUUCUAGGCUGGAGGAAGAACAAGUUGUGUCUAUUUGUAAAGAGAGAAAGCGUCUAAUAAAGCUAGCAGUAGAGAGAAGAUAUGAACUUGCAGAGGCACAUUGUAGGUACUGUCAAGCUCUGUAUGCAGUAGCAGCAGCCACUAAGCUCUUUGUUGCUAGACAUUCCCCUCAUUCUUCUCCAUACCUCAUCACUUUCCCUCCUCCUUGUCCUUCACCUCCACCAACUGAUCAACAAAAUGUCAUAACCAACCCAAUGUUUCUUCAACAAAAACCAUCUGAAUCGACCCAUGAAGCUAUUAUUUGUGAGUCAUGUCAGCCUUCAACAACAUCCACGGAUUCUACCGACGAAGAGACUAAAGAAGAGGAAGAAGAAGAGGAGGCGGAAGAGGAGGAAAAGCAGCAAGCAAUGGUGAGAGAAGAACCAGAACAAGCUCGUGGGUACUUUUACAUGCAAAUGCCACCACCAAUGCCGUCUCCACAGAGAGAUUUCGGGUGGGAUUUCUUCAAUCCAUUUGACGGUGUGAGACCAGAGAGUCUCAGUGGUUACCGGAGAAGCCUUGAUGAAGAUUUGAGGGUGGUGAGAGAGGAGGAAGGGAUACCGGAGCUGGAAGAAGAAGGGGAGAGAGAAGAGGAAGAAGAAGAAGAAGAAGACGAAGAAGAAGAAGAAGAAGAAGAAGAAGAAAAAGAAGAAAAGAAGGAGGUGGUUGUUGAAGAAAAUAGUAAUAAGGAGCAUCACGAGGAGAGUGGAGGUGAAAUGGUGAAGGGGGUAGAGGGGUGUAAUGUUAGCCAUGUAGAGCAGAAGGGACUUACAAUGAUUGAUUCUCCUGAAGGGGGAAGGGAACUGCUGGAUGCAUUGAAGGACAUUGAGGAUCAUUUUGUUAGGGCUUAUGAUUCUGGCAAGGACGUAUCAAGAAUGCUAGAGGUCAAUUUGGUCCAUUUGCAGUCCGGUCUAGAGGAAAUAAAAGAGAACUCAACAAAAUUAAUCCAAGCUCUUACGUGGCACCGCUCCAUUCCAUCAAAGCCUUCUUCAUGUAAGAGUCUUGUAGCAUCUAGUUCGAAAAGUACUUCGGCAUGGACUGAAUGUAGGAACUAUCUCUUUGAGGAUUAUGGAGGAAUGGAUUCAGGAAGUCAUUCCCUCACGCUUGAAAGGCUAUAUGCUUGGGAGAAGAAGCUCUAUGAAGAGGUUAAGGCUGGAGACAGCACGAGGAAGAUUUAUCAAAGAAAAUGUUUGCGGCUGAGGAACCAGGAUGUUGAAGGAUAUGAUGAAGUCAAUGUAAACAAAACCAGAGCAGCAGUAAAAGAAUUGUAUGCCCGGACUUUAGUUGCUAUUCGAAGUGCUGAAUCAAUCUCAAAGAGAAUUCAAAAAUUAAGAGAUGAAGAACUGCAACCUCAAAUUGUUGAACUGCUAAAGGGCCUAACAAGAACCUGGAAAAUUAUGCUGGAAUCGCAUGAAACACAGAAUAAGAUCCUCUUUGAAGUGAAGUCUUUUGCCUGCCCAACAUCUGGCAAGUUCUGCAAUGAUUCUCAUCGACUUGCUACUCUCCAGCUUGAGGCUGAACUUCGAAAUUGGUGUGAAUGCUUUGAUGAAUAUGUUGCUGUACAAAAAGCAUAUGUUGAAGCUCUCUAUGGUUGGCUAACCAAGUUCCUGGUACCAGACAUGGAAUUCUACCCGAGAGGGAGGAGUUCGUCAGUGCCAUUCAAAGUUAACGGUCCCAAGUUGCUUGUGAUUUGCCAUGAUUGGUUAGCUUCCAUGGAUAUGUUACCGGAUAGAGGAGUAGCCUUUGCCCUGCAAAGCUUUUCAAAGGAUGUGAGGGCAUUAUGGCAUCACCAAGGGAAGGAACAACAGCAGAAGAGGAAAGUUGAUGGUCUAGCUAAGGAACUCAACAGGAGGACUCUAGCAUUUCAAAAGGCAGAAACCAGGUUUCUAGAGUCCAAGCUUAUGGAGCAGAAAUCUGAGUUGGAGAUGGAAAACCGGAAUGAAUACUUGACAGAGAAGAAGACUCAGUUGGAUAUCUUCAGAAAGAAGAUGGAGAUAGAAAAAGAGAAGCACCACAAUUACAUGCAAGAAACACAGAGAAUCACUUUAAAUGGAUUUCAGACUGGAUUUUCUAAUGUAUUUGAGUCAUUGACAGGAUUCUCUAAAGCCUCAUUGAAGAUGUAUAAAGACCUCAUGAUAUACAGUGAGAAUGCUGAAAAGGCUGGGAACCAAACCUAUAUUGAGGACUCCCAAGUUGACGACAAGGCCAAGAGAUAACAUGGCAUUCACUACAGUUUUAGAUCGUGAAUUCAUGGGUUCUGUAAUGGGUUUGUAUAUUGUAUGUAGUGUCAAAGCAGCUCGCGGAGACAAGUUUGUUUAUUUACAUCAGUAUUCUUCACUGGGUUUCCACUUUGUUGAGUUGAUAAUUGUUCAAUAGAUAUGUAAUGGCUUGCACAUAUGUUGUUGCAAAACCUGUAAAUUUUCAACUUCUACUUAGACAUCAAGGGACUCAGGAAGUGGAGAUUUAGCACUGAAACUCCUUAACCAUAAUUGCGGAAGUGAAUGAAUACCCUUGUGAGCUAAGGCAUUUGCCUCGGUCGAAAUAGCACUGCUUUCUACAAAAAAGCAACAGAUUCCCAGAAACAUGCCAACACUCAUCUUCCUUUUAGAGAUAUGCCACAUCUAGGCAAAAACUCAUCUUUGCUUUUCUUUUUCAACAGUAAAUGGGCAAAAUUAGUGUCCUAUGAGGAAAAUAUCAAGUUACUACCAUAAUCUGUGAUUUCUUCACCAAUUAUUCUCUU
Molecule: messenger RNA, 3376 nt
Organism: Carica papaya (papaya)
Lineage: Eukaryota; Viridiplantae; Streptophyta; Magnoliopsida; Brassicales; Caricaceae
Product: protein ALTERED PHOSPHATE STARVATION RESPONSE 1-like
Source: RefSeq, a predicted model, not a curated record